GAUAGAAUAAAAGUAUGGUGUAUGGUGUACGGAACUACGGAUACGUCGGAUAGGUAUACGAAAAGAAGAACCGAAAUUACGAAUACAGUGGCUCCGCACCCUAUCUGUGAUCUGUGACUUUCACCCUACCAAAUUGAAACUACCACCGAACCACCCCCAACCAGUGAACCACCAAGCUCAAAGCUGCGUAAUGCCUUUGGCCCUUUGCCCUACUUCGACGUCGAGUUUUUAUUUCACAAAAGUUUCAAAAGAUUUCAGCUUUCCACUACUAUCAAAACAAAAGUAGGUACACAAGUUGCGUUGUUACUGUGCUGCAGUCUUGCUUUGCGCCUCUUGCUUUCAUUCGGGAAGAAAUGGAAAUUUAUAUUCGCCCUGUUUCUUUCGAUUUCGAAGCAUGUUAAAUAAUUUGAGCACCUUGUUGAGGUGUCAAUAAUCACUCCGAGCGUAGGGUAGGUGGGUACGAGUAUUAAGAUAUUUUUUGACAUUUUUCAAGAAUCUAAUAGGCACUGUUCUAGUAUUAGGCUGCUUACCUACACCAUCGUUUUGGUGGUAUUAUCGAGAUUUGACUGAACGCUGACGUGUAUCGAAAAGUUUUCAAUAUGCCGUCUUCGAGACACAAAAUCUUGAGUCACGUAUUCAGUGGCAUUUGUUUCAAACUUAAUCGCACUAAACGACUCAGCAUGGACAGCUGCGAGUUGGAAACACCAUUAAAACGAUGUUUAACAACAUUCGAUAUCACUUUAUUAGGAGUUGGACAUAUGGUUGGAGCUGGUAUAUAUGUAUUGACAGGCACGGUUGCAAAAGACUUGGCGGGUCCGGGUAUAAUGCUUUCAUUCGUGUUGGCUGGCAUCGCGUCCACUUUAGCCGCUUUAUGCUACGCAGAAUUUGGCACCAGAGUUCCAAAAGCUGGUUCCGCGUACGUUUACACUUACGUAAGCAUCGGAGAGUUCUGGGCCUUCAUUAUUGGUUGGAAUAUCGUGCUGGAACAUAUGAUAGGUGCAGCUUCUGUGGCUCGAGCGUGGAGCGGAUACGUGGAUUCUUUGGUGAAUGGACAAAUUAGCGGCGUUACUAAAAUUAUUUUCGGCGAUUUUUACGAAGGAUAUUUUUCCAAACAUCCUGAUUUGCUUUCCUUCUUCAUUUGCAUUCUCUAUUCGACAAUUCUAGGACUCGGAGUGAAAUGUUCGGCGCUAAUCAAUUCUUGUCUGACUGGGAUUAACUUGGCGGUUAUACUAGUGGUGAUCGCGGUUGGUUUUUCGUAUGGUAAACUAGACAAUUGGUCAUCGGCGGACGCUGGUGGUUUUCUUCCGUUCGGCCUAUCGGGAGUAAUUUCGGGAGCAGCUACUUGUUUUUACGCUUACGUCGGUUUCGAUUGUAUAGCCACUUCGGGCGAGGAAGCGCAAGAACCUUGUAAAUCUAUUCCUAUCGCUACCAUAUUGGCGAUGACUGUAGUCAGCGCGAUUUACGUACUUGUUAGCGCGGCGCUCACGUUAAUGGUACCGUAUUCGCAAAUAAAUCCCAAUGCCGCUCUUCCGGAAGCUUUUUCUUGCGUCGGUUUACAUUGGGUGAGCUACAUCGUGAUCCUCGGAGCGGUAUGCGGCAUGACCACUUCGUUACUAGGCUCGUUGUUUUCUCUUCCUCGUUGUUUGUAUGCUAUGGCCGAAGACGGCUUAAUAUUCAAAUUUUUCGCCAAUAUCGAUAAACGAACGCAAUUACCGCUUCUCAACAUGGUGGUAUCCACUUUCGUCACUGCGCUGAUCGCUUUAUUUUUUGAUCUGGAAAAAUUGGUAGAAUUCAUGUCAAUCGGAACAUUAUUAGCUUACACCAUUGUAAGCGCUUCCGUUAUUAUUCUGCGAUAUAAACCUUCGGUCGUUGCUGCUUGCGCCAAUACGACACCAUCGUUGUCUGUUGAUAAUACCUGCUCAACGCCGCCAGCAGACGUUGAAGAAACCACUAAUAACCAAGAUGUCGAUGUGAUGUACGUUGGUGGAAAAUUGAAGAAAAGUUUUUACUGUCUAAAACCUUUGGUGGGAAAUUAUAAACCUGGAUCAGCAGUUUCAACAGCCGUGUUUGUUUACAUAUUUGCUUGCGGAUUGCUUUGUAGCAAUGUUUACGCGUUUGCCUACACCAGUAUGGAUGACUGGUUCAUCAUCAGCUACGUUAGUGUGGCCGUCGUCGUAAUGAUUUUAUGUAUUAUUGUGAUCGAAGCGCACGAACAGAACACAACUGGUUUGAAAUUCAAAGUUCCUCUAGUGCCGUAUUUACCAGCCCUGAGUAUUUUAUGCAAUGUCGAAUUGAUGGCCAACUUGAAUUUUCUUACUUGGAUACGUUUCAUCUUGUGGAUGGCAUUAGGACUUCUAUUAUAUUUUGGUUACGGAAUACGAAAUAGCAAAUUGAACGAUUCAUCGUCACCUUAUUUAGUGUUGCUAUCGUCGUCCGAAGGUGAAAAAACUAAUUGGGGAACGAUCAGCAAGAAGAAAGUCAGAUCGCAUUUAUCGUCAUUGUAUGACGACGACACAGAACCGAUCAUCAACGACGAUUAAUAUGUACCUAAUUGUAAGCCCAACUUUCGAUGAUCCCCCCAUCGCCGAUCACGAGCAAACUUCUCGUGUUCUUAUCAAUUACCUACCUAUCUGCCUGCGGAUUUUGAAAAUAUUCAAAUGGCACUUGGGCCAUAAAUUCGUUGGACGAAAAAAUGUAAGUAUAUUUAUAUGGUAUCUAACCUACCUGACCGUUUAGGCACCCACUAAACCAAUUUGCAUGUAAGUUUGUAUAUGUACACUUGUCCACAAAUUUGCCUGUCCACCCUGUCUGUGUAUACAUAUGCGUACUUGCUCCCAUUGUUUAGUAUCAUGUUGUUGUAUGAAUUGAAUACCUACCUUACCUACCUAUGAUGAAAUAUUUUUUGUACAUUAUUUAAAAAUAAAGUAGAUUCUUUACGUU
This is a messenger RNA of Planococcus citri (citrus mealybug), 2940 nucleotides long. RefSeq names its product cationic amino acid transporter 4. Bases 600 to 2540 code for a protein of 646 amino acids. The transcript has 10 exons. Lineage: Eukaryota; Metazoa; Arthropoda; Insecta; Hemiptera; Pseudococcidae. Gene Ontology annotation, molecular function: amino acid transmembrane transporter activity. The record is from RefSeq and is a predicted model, not a curated record. Gene Ontology annotation, biological process: amino acid transport; transmembrane transport. Gene Ontology annotation, cellular component: plasma membrane.